AUGGCUGAAUCUUUCUUUGCUGACUUUGGCCUGUUGUGGUACCUCAAGGAGCUCAGAAAGGAAGAGUUCUGGAAAUUUAAGGAGCUCCUCAAGCAAGAGCUUCUGAAACUCAAGCUCAGCCCCAUCCCAUGCCCUGAGCUGAAGAAAGCCUCAAAAGAAGAUGUAGCAGCAUUGCUGGACAAGCAUUACCCAGGAAAGCAGGCAUGGGAGGUCAUGCUGAACCUCUUCCUACAGGUCAAUCGGGGAGACCUCUGGACCAAGGCUCAGGAUGAGAUCAGAAAUAAGCUUAACCCCUACAAAAGUCACAUGAAGGAAAAAUUCCGUCGUGUGUGGGAAAAGGAAACCUGUCUUGAAGUGCCUGACGAGUUCUACAGAGGAUCCAUAAAGACGGAGUACGAGCAGCUGAGCAGUGCCUACGGGGCCCACUGGGCUGAGGAGACCUCAGUCACCGUGGUCUUGCAUGGCUUGGGAGGAGCUGGGAAAACCACCUUUCUGAGAAAACUGAUGUUGGAAUGGGCAGAGGGAAACUUAUGGAAGGAAAGGUUCACGUUCGUCUUCUUCCUCAACAUUUAUGAAAUGAACAGUAUCACAGAGACCAGCUUGGUGCAGCUCAUCUCCAGGGACUGGCCCGAGUGCUCAGAGCCCAUCGAAGAGGUUUUCUCCCAGCCACAGAGAAUCCUGUUCAUGAUGGAUGGCUUCGAGGAGCUGAAGUUUUACCUGGACCUUAACAACCCCUGCAGUGACUGGAGGCAGCGACAGCCAACACCAGUGCUCCUGGGCAGUCUGCUGCGCAGAAAGAUGCUUCCGGAGUCUUCUCUGCUGCUGGCCUUAGGGAUGGUAGGGAUGAAAAAAUAUUUUUACUCAUUGCAGUAUCCGCAAUACAUAAACAUACAGGGAUUCUCUGCACACACAAGGAAACUAUAUUUCUCCCACUUCUUGGGGGAGAAGCAUCAAGCUGCCAGAGCCUUCAGUCUCGUGAAGGACCACGCCAAGCUGUUCCUGUUAUGCCAGUACCCACUCGGGUGCUGGCUGUUGUGUUCAUGUCUGAAGUGGCAGCUGGAGAGAGGAGAAGACCUCAGCAUCGACAUCUACAGCAUCACUUCCUUAUAUGCCUCCUAUGCGACCAGUGUGCUUAAAUCAGGGCUGAAGAACUUCACACCACGGCAGAGCACUGCCAAGAUCAAAGCCCUCUGCGCCUUGGCUGCGGAAGGCAUCUGGACCGACUCGUUCGUAUUUCAACUCUGGGAUCUCCAGAGGAAUGGGAUCUCAGAGACUGACGCCUCGAUGUGGGUGGGCAUGCAACUCCUGCGAAGGAACGAGGACCGGGUCACCUUCCCCCACAUAUGCGUCCAGGGGUUCUUUGCAGCCCUGUGGUAUUUGCUGAGAGGGCCCCAGAGCCAGCCUGACCCAACCAUCAGAAGUGUGGCCCAGGUCGUGGAAGCGACAGUGACGCUCGCCCCGUCCUACCUGAUGCAAACAGGAAUGUUCCUGUUUGGGUUAUCUGCUGAACAAAUGACCUCCAUGUUGCAGACGGUCUUUGACGUCCCACUGUCCAGGGAGAUCCAGCUGGAAAUAAUCGAGUGCCUUCGGAGUUUUAGUCAGUACGUGGACAGUCAGGCCUUGGUAGGAUUUAGGGAACUGUUCAACAGUUUAUUUGAGAACCGGGAAGAAGAAUUUACAACACAAGUGAUGAGUUUCUUCCCAAAGGUUGACAUUUAUAUCAACCACGCGGAUGAUUUUGUAGUCUCUGCCUUCUGCUUCAAACAUACCCACAAUCUGAAGGAACUUCACCUGACUCUAGAACAUGUGUUUCCAGAUGACCGCGAACACACCUUAAAUACCAGCCAGAAACUGGGCUACUGGAAGGACUUCUGCUCAGUGUUCAGCACCAGCAAGGACUUUCAGGUGCUGGACUUGGACAGCUGUGUUUUUGACGACGCCUCCCACGCAAUCCUCUGGAAAUCACUCACUCAGUCCACUUGCAAACUUCAAAAAUUGAUGUAUAGUUAUGCUUUUGGCCUUGGAAAUGGUGUUGACUUCUUUAGGGUCAUUCUGCACAAUGCUCACCUGACAUAUAUGAACCUGCAUGGCACCAACCUGUCCCAUGAGCAAGUCAAGAAGCUGUGUGAGAUGCUGAAACACCCCUUCUGCAACAUAGAACAGCUGAUGUUAGGGAAGUGUGACAUCACCCAGGAAAGCUGCGUGGAAAUCGCCUCUGUCCUGCCAUGCAACCGGAAGCUGAAGCUGCUCUCCUUGGUAGAGAACCCCAUGAUGCACGAGGGUGCCCUGGAGCUGUGCAAAGCCCUGAAGCAACCAGCCUGCACCCUGGAGAAGCUGCUAUUGAAGUUCUGUUGCCUCACCUCUGCCACCUGUAACUACAUCUCCGAAGCCCUUUACCACAACAAAUUCCUGUCCAUUCUUGACCUGGGGUCCAAUACCCUGAAAGACGAGGGAGUGGCAUAUUUCUGUAAUAUACUGAGGUACCCAAGCUGCAUCUUACAGGAGUUGUGGUUGACAAGUUGUUACCUCACCUCUGUUUGCUGUAAGGACCUCUCUGCUCUUAUUGUUAGCAACACCAAGCUGAGAACCCUGAAACUGAAAAACAAUAAAAUAGAAGAUGCUGGUGUCAAAGAGUUAUGUGUAGCUUUGAAGCACCCUAACUGCAAACUGGAGACUCUUGGGCUGGACAUGUGUGAGCUCACCAUGGCCUGUUGUGAGGACCUGGCUUCAGUGCUCACUUUUGGGAGAUCGCUGAAGAGCCUCAACCUGGACUGCAAUAACCUGGGCCACGAUGGGGUGGUGAUGCUGUGCAAAGCCUUGAGCCAUCCGGACUGCGUCCUGGAGCUGCUUGGGCUGGACAGAAACGCGUUUGAGGAGGAAACUCAGGUUCUGCUGAAAGCCGUGGAGGAGAAAAACCCCCAACUGAGAAUUUUACAUUACCCUUGGGAGGCCGAGGAGGACAGGAUGCGAGGUUUUCUCCUCUGA
Molecule: messenger RNA, 2985 nt
Organism: Phyllostomus hastatus (greater spear-nosed bat)
Lineage: Eukaryota; Metazoa; Chordata; Mammalia; Chiroptera; Phyllostomidae
Gene: NLRP9
Product: NLR family pyrin domain containing 9
Exons: 9
Coding region: 1-2985 (994 amino acids)
Biological process (GO): regulation of inflammatory response
Cellular component (GO): cytoplasm
Molecular function (GO): protein binding
Source: RefSeq, a predicted model, not a curated record